Messenger RNA from Dalotia coriaria, 3689 nucleotides. RefSeq names its product intraflagellar transport protein Oseg4 (gene Oseg4). Gene Ontology annotation, biological process: non-motile cilium assembly; protein localization to cilium; intraciliary retrograde transport. The transcript has 13 exons. NCBI's taxonomy places the organism in Eukaryota, Metazoa, Arthropoda, Insecta, Coleoptera, Staphylinidae. The coding region runs from base 178 to 3624 and encodes 1148 amino acids. Gene Ontology annotation, cellular component: non-motile cilium; intraciliary transport particle A. The record is from RefSeq and is a predicted model, not a curated record. Gene Ontology annotation, molecular function: protein binding.
AUCCUCCAAUUCAACAAAUAACACCGGCAAAAGCUCUACACCUGUAUCAUUCCCUACAGGUAUACAAACGUCAAAAAAACGUUGCCAUGCCAACGAUUGCGCCGCAAACAUAACAAUAUAUUGAUAUUUAUUGAUAAUCGCAGAUCCUGUACGAACGAAAUAAUCAAACCUGCUAAAAUGUUUAUCUAUUUAAGUAAAAAGAUUGCUAUACCUAACAACACAAAAUUAUACAGCAUCGCAUGGAAUAGAGAAGAUGGAUACAUCGCGGUCGGUGGCGAAGAUGGCUUACUAAAGGUGUUGAAAUUGGACGCGGGUACAGAUGCCGAAGGUGGAAGUAAAACCAGAGGUCUAGCAGCAGCUAGCAACCUCUCAAUGAAUCAAACCCUUGAAGGGCAUGCGGAUAGUAUCAAAGUAAUCACAUGGAAUGAAACCCACAAGAAACUCACCACGUCUGAUCAGAAUGGCGUCAUCAUCGUGUGGAUGCUGUACAAAGGUGCCUGGUAUGAAGAGAUGAUCAACAAUCGGAAGAAGUCAACAGUGGUUGGCAUGGCAUGGAGCUAUGACGGUUUGAGAAUUUGUAUUAUUUAUGAAGACGGAGCGGUUAUAGUUGGUUCCGUGGAUGGGAACCGUAUUUGGGGAAAGGAAUUAAAAGGAGUUCAACUUGCCGGAGUGCAAUGGUCACCAGAUGCAAAACUUUUGUUGUUUUGCUUACAAAAUGGCCAAGUGCAUUUGUAUGAUAACCAGGGUAAUUUUGUUAUGCGUUUAGAGAUACAAACACAAGAACCAAACAUGAGUGUAUCCAUUGUUGGUUUGGAUUGGUACAAUGGAAGAAAUGGUUACAUGCACGCCUUGUGUCCAUGUUUAGCAAUUUGUUACGAAAACGGACGAAUGCAACUGAUGAGCAGCGAAACAGAUCCAAAUCCGGUGAUUGUAGAUACACUAAUGUCAGCAGUCUACUGCAGUUGGAAUCACAAUGGCACCUUGUUAGCAGUUGCUGGAAGACAGCUGGAUAAUGACAAGGAAUCGAAUGUCGUGCAGUUCUAUAGCCCCUUCGGGGAUCAUCUCCGGACAUUAAAAGUGCCUGGUUACUCGAUAUCCUGUUGUGUCUGGGAGGGUGGUUCUUUGCGUGUUGCUCUCGCAAUUGAUUCCUACGUCUACUUCGCCAAUAUCCGCCCGGACUACAAGUGGUGUUAUUUCAAGAAGACAAUUGUCUACACGUCUUGCCGUCCGCAGAAAGCCGGAGUGUGUGUUUCCUUCUGGGAUACAACAAACAAUCAAUGCCAGACGAAAUACGUUCCUGUUUUACUGGGGAUUGCGGCGUUUGGUGAUCACUGCGUGUUGGUAACCAAAAAUGAUCAGGACGAUGCAAUGGGCCAAUACGGAUUAUUGUUGUUUAAUACAUUAGGCACAUUAAUCGAUGGUAACUACGUUGAUAUCGAGCCGCUCUUCGUGACGAUCAAUUCCACCCAUGUGAUCGCUGCCGAUAAGAAUAAUUUCAUAGUUUGGCAGUACAAAACACCCAAGACCUACGGGAUUCUAAAAAAUCGAAUGAAAUGCCGCAUCUACCACGUCGACGAUAAUCCAUCGGGAGCGGUGGAAGUAAUUCACGAUUUGGAACAAACUGCUGAAAUAACUAUUAGCACACAUGCGACCACAGAUCCAAUUUGUGCGAUUGCGGCGAGCGAUCGUGCAUUGAUCAUUGGCAGGGAGUCGGGAUCGCUGCAGCAUUACGCGUUGCCGCAUUCGGCGCUCUGUAAUCGUUAUAAGCUUGCAUCGCGGCCGCACAAAAUUGCUAUUAACUGCAAUUCCACGCGGUUGUCGAUAAUCGACGUGUCGGGAGUUAUGACGGUAAUGGACAUUUCGGAAAACAGCUUGCGCAUGAAUCAGGGCGAAUCGGGUAAACUGGAGCGCAAAGACGUGUGGGCGAUGUGCUGGGCGAGUGACAAUCCGCAAUCGCUCGCCAUCAUGGAGAAAACCCGCAUGUAUGUCUUCAAAGGCAAUAAUCCCGAGGAGCCGAUAUCGAGCUCCGGCUACAUUUGCAACUUCAACGAUCUGGAAAUCGAGGCGGUGCUGCUGGACGAAGUGAUGGAGCAGCCGGAGAAACCCUCCAAAGACCACCUACUCAAAUUGGAAGUGAAAAGUUUGCGGGACACGCGCAUGUUGCUCGAAAAAGUUGGCAUCGCCGAAACGGCGCAGUUCAUUGAGGAUAAUCCGCAUCCGCGACUAUGGCGCCUGCUCGCCGAGGCUGCACUCAAGGAAGUCAACUUGCCCGUCGCCGAGGCGGCUUUCAUACGGUCAUUGGAUUAUCGCGGCAUUUCGUUCGUCAAGAAGUUGCACGGCAUUAGCAAUGUGGCAAUUAGGAAGGCCUAUAUUGCGACCUAUUUCAAGCAAUUCGACGAAUCCGAAAAAUUGUAUAUUGAUUCGGACCGACGGGAUUUGGCGUUGAUUCUGCGUCAAACUUUGGGCGAUUGGUUUCGGGUGAUUCAAAUAAUGAAAAAUGGAGUCUCCGCGCCAGAUCUCGUCCUGGAAAUGGCGUACAAUUCCACAGCCGACUACUUUGCGCAGUUUAACAAUUGGUCCGCCGCCGUGGAGUAUUACGAGCUGGCAAAAAAUCGCGGCGAGAUGAUCGAAUGCUAUUAUCACCUGGAAGAUUACGCUGCAUUGGAGAACAUGAUUGAAUCGUUGCCGGACGGCGAUCCGUUGCUGCAAAAUAUCGCCGACAUGUUUGCCGCGGAUGCUGUAUACUCAGUGGCUGUUAAAGCACUUAUCAGGUUGGGAAACAUCAAAGCCGCGGUAGACUUGUGCAUUUUGCACAAUAAAUGGGACCAGGCAAUCGAAUUAGCCAAAGAAUACGACCUGCCGCAGAUAAGCGUGCUAUUCAAAAAGUACACAUCGCAUCUGGUCGAGCGCAACAUGCUCGCAAGCGCCGUGGAAAUCAACGUGCAGGCGAAGCAUUUCGCAAGCGCCGCAGAGCUGGCUUUCAAAUUAGCGAGGCAGGAAGCUAAGCGCUCGCAACGAAAUUUGAUCAAAGUGAAGAAACUAUUCGUGUAUGCCGCUUUGCUUGCAGGCAAUAACACAUCUGAAAGCAAUCUACAUUACAUGGAUAACGUCUGGAAGGGUGCUGAAGCAUAUCAUUACUUCCUGCUGGCGCACGAACAGCUCUAUUCGAACAAACUCCGCGAUGCCAUGAACACCGCCUUCAAACUACAAGAGUAUGCCAGCUAUCUAGACGAAAUGGAAAUUUACAAACUUUUGGCGUUAAUUGCAUGUCAGUAUCAAGCGUUCGGUGUUUGUUCGACGGCAUUCAUUAAAUUAAAAUCGCUCGAGUUUACGGAAAACGAACUGGCGGAAAUUAAUAAACUUACCUACGAGAUAUUUCUGAUUCACGAGCCGAACGACGACGAUUUCAAGAAGAAACGAUGCGGCACUUGUCACGAAAGUUUAUACGAAUGGAGCACAGCAUGUCCGACUUGCAACAGCACAUUUCCGACGUGCGUCAUUUCCGGGGAACCGUUGCUGGAAAAAUCAUCGAAUCACUGGAUUUGCAAAGUUUGUCACCAUGUUGCACUCGAGCAAUACAUGAACUUUCGUAAGGUCUGUGCACUUUGCCAUGCACACGUUUGAAAAGCGUUGAUUAUUAAAAAUUAUUUAUUUCUAAAAAAUAAAUAGAAACAAAACAAUGAAUAAAA